AUGGCGACAGCGUAUGGAAUACAUAUAGGAAACAGUUCAGGCUGUCUUGCAACCUUUGUUAAUGGCGAUGCUUCUGUUUUGGCUAAUGAUGCUGGAGACAGAGUCACUCCAGCGGUAGUUGCUCUCAAUGGUGUGGAAUGGGAGAUUGGCCUUCCAGCUAAAUCGGGACAAGCUUCAUCAAAAGCCAUUAUAAAAAAUAAUAAGCGCCUCAUGAAUUGCGAUUUUAGUGAAGAUGAUAUCGCAUUCGUGGAGAGUUCCUCUUCAUGCAGAAUUCAAAAUGAUGAAGAGCUAGUAUAUGAAUUUGAAACAAGUGAAACAAAGCUGUACUCAAAUCCUGAUAAUAUUGCUACAAAGAUUUAUGCAAAAUUGUAUACUAUUGCCAGUCAUGCUGUUCAGAAUGAGGGUGACUUAAAGCUAGUGUUGGCAGCACCAUUGAAUUGGUCAUCAUUAAGUAGAGAGAGGCUCGUAAAAUGUGCUGAGUUAGCUGGAUUUGAUGUUCUACAAGUUAUCAGUGAACCUGCCGCUGCUCUGCUUGCAUACAAUGUUGAAGAGUCCGCAGAUGAUGUGAAUGUUUUGGUGUACAGACUCGGAGGUUCUUCAUGUGCAGCCUCUGUAGUUAAAGUAUCUUCAGGAUUUAUGUCUGUGGAAAAAAACAUUUUCAGAUCCGACCUUGGAGGACAAUGUCUAACAAAGGACUUGGCAGAUUAUAUUGCACAAGAAUUCAAACAGAAGUGGAAAUUGGAUCCACAUGAAAGUAGACGAGCUAUGUCAAAAUUACUUAACCAUGCAGACAACUGUAAACACAUUCUGUCAACUUUAAGUUCAGCCCAUGUCUUUAUUGAGUCUUUAUUGGACGGAGUUGAUUGGAGUCAAAAUGUGACGAGGGCUAGAUUUGAAAAUAUAAUAUCUUCUAAAAUAUCAGCAUAUAUAGAACCGGCUAAGCAAGUAAUUGAUAGUUUCAAUGGUAAAAUCCAUAAAAUUAUCCUCUGUGGUGGUAGUAUGAAGAUCCCUAAAUUGCAAUCGGCUGUGGCAAGUUUAUUGCCAGAAGCGGAAGUUCUUUCCGGCAUUAAUCCUGAUGAAGUAAUAGCUGUGGGAUGUGCUAGACAAGCUGGGAUGAUGCUGGACCUACCAGACCUGUCCUUAGCAGAUACAAAUAUGGAGAUUGAAUUCCUCGGAAAAGACAUAUACAUGAAGUACUUAGAUCAAACUGUUAAACUGUUCAAAGAAGGUUCACCGCCAUAUGCCCAAAAUAUAUGCAAUAUUGAAUCAGUAAAUGGCGUAAAGGAUAUAAGUUUCACAUUACACGAGGAUCCAAAUGGUGAACAUUUUGCCACAGAAACCUUUAAUAUUGAAAAUCUAACAAAACCUUUUAAGUUAAAAGCUACCUUACAGUCAUCAAAUAUAUUAAUGCAAGUGGAAUAA
This is a messenger RNA of Danaus chrysippus (African queen), 1422 nucleotides long. NCBI's taxonomy places the organism in Eukaryota, Metazoa, Arthropoda, Insecta, Lepidoptera, Nymphalidae. The record is from the annotation of a GenBank genome assembly.